AGACUGACGUCUCAAGUGAGUGAAGGAUUUUAGUUAGCAAAACAGCAUUCUAGCAGAAAAGCGAGAAUAGUAACAAAAUGCCAUCGAUACCGUUGAUCCUGAUCGCCAGCCUGUUAACAAUCACGAUCGCAACCAAUCAACAUCAAUCCACCAAUGCCCUCUAUCGCUGUGGAAUACGGAAACGUUUCGGAGCACAGUUGAUUCACCACGGCCAAACGGCCGGCCUCGGGCAAUGGCCGUGGCAUGCGGCAAUCUAUCAUCGAAUCGAUAGCAGAACCUCACCAAACGGGACGUACAAAUGUGGAGCCACUCUCAUCGAUCAACAACAUGUCCUGACUGCGGCGCACUGUGUUAUCGCCCAAACUGGCCAAUCACUCAAACCGCACCAGUUGCUGAUUCAUCUCGGAAAGCACGACCUGUACAAGUUUGACGGACAAUUGCAGAUUGUUAACGUGAGCGAAGUGCACAUCCACGAGGAGUUCAGUCCCAAUCGUAAUGAUGUAGCACUGCUAGUGCUGGGUGAAGUGGUUCGUUACUCGGAAUAUGUUGCGCCGAUAUGCUUGGAACAGGUCCCGGGAGGUAGGGCGGAUGACCUUGUUGGACAACGAGGAUGGGUCGCUGGUUGGGGGAUCAACGAGAACGGGACUUUGUCCGAAGUGCUGAAGACCACCCAGAUGCCCGUGGUGGAUAUUACCGAAUGUGCGAGGAGUGAUCCCAAUCUGUUCGGGAGAUUUGUGUCGCAGGCGGUGUUUUGUGCCAGUGAUCGAAAUGGAACAAGCGUAUGUCUAGGAGAUUCAGGUGGAGGCAUGUACUUCAGCACAGGAGACCGCUGGGAACUCCGAGGGAUAGUUUCGUUUGGAUCCGAAUCGGAAACUGGAAGCUGUGAUACCGGCAAAUACAUAAUGUUCACGAAUGUUGCACACUACUACCCUUGGAUAAGGAACUUGACGGACGGCAGAGUAGGACAUAUCAACAUCGUGUCGAAGAGGAUCAGCGAAAGAAAAUGUGAAGAGUACGCUCUGAAGGCUCGAAAGCGAUCCAAUGGAGUUUGCAACAACGUAAGGUCCCCUCACACGGUUAGUGUUAUUAAUGAAGGAUUUAACACUAAAUGCAGUGGGACGAUCAUCAGCGAACUAUUUGUAUUAUCAUCAGCUACCUGUGCAAAACAUUACUUUAAAACGUGGAAGAUCCGCGUCGGUAGUCAGGAAGACAUAGACAUCGCUGAAGCGAUCGUCCAUCCAAAUUACAACUCAAAACGACGCCUUAACAAUCUCAUGCUGUUCAAACUGUCGCAACCUUUGUCACUUGGAAGUAGGUUACUUCCCGCGUGUUUGGCGAAUCCUGCAACGGAGAAUCUCUACGAUUCGUUGAUGGUUACCGGCUACACCGGAAAAUAUCGUAGAUUCUACGAGAACGUCAAUAUCAAGGCCGUUUCGACGGCCGAAUGCAUCGCUAGGCAGACGACCCAAAACGACACGCGGAUCGUUUCACCGGUCGAGGUAUGCGUCGUGGCCCGUCACGAAGAGGAGUUCGACGGUGAGGAUUAUCUAGUGACCGGAAUCACCGGAGCAUCGCUGCAGACCUUCAACAGCCGAAGUUGUUUGUUCACGACCCUCGGGGUCUCCAAUGCCGAUGGGCUGGAGUUGGAAGUCUACACCCGGGUGGCGUCCCAUUUGGAGUGGAUAGAGGCGUUUGUGUGGGGCGACGAGUAUCUGGAGGAUGAACAAACGGCCACGGAUGGCGCCCUGGAGGAUGUUGAAAUGGGUACCGAAACAGUACAAGAAGCAACAACGACCACGUCACCUAGGGCUGCCAAUUUGUACAACAAAUAUUCGCAUGAUUUUUAUUUUCCCGAUGGUUUGAAAAAUGUAUAACAUAGUGUUACAAUACAUGAUAAAGGGUGGCAAAAUUUUUUGAGAUAGGCAACUUAUUUAUCUCUCUCUAAAAAGUUGUAACUUUUCAUAGAAUGCAUCGAAAAUUCUCAAAUUUUGACUGUUUUCCAACCUACUAUAUGUGCAUCAUUGGUACAAAUUUGUGCUCGAUUGAUUAAUCUUUCGCGAAACUAGAACCGUUCUCGUAACACACUGGUUUUUGGACAACUAGUUUUUGAACUUUCAUAUCUCCGAAACCAGUGAAUUAAAUUUGAUGAAACUUUGAGCAUUUAUUAAUAUUUUUUUCGAGAAAGAUCCAAAAAGUGUCAAUUCAUCAUAACUUUUUUAACGUUCAAAAAGAGCCGAUUUUUAAAAGACCUUUGAUGCAUUAAUACAGUAUGGACCCGAUUUUGUCAGCCCCUUUUUGCGUCAAACUUUUUGCUCUCAUUAUCGUAUGAUCAAACUUUAACCAAUUCAUUUACGUUCAUCAUCAAACUACUGUUGAGAGGCAGAUCAUACAGGGAUAAAAAGCUUGAAAAGCUGUUUAGAUUUUUAAGGAAAGCCAAAAUUGUGUUGCGGAAAGGGGCUGACAAAAUCGGGUCAUCUAUCUAUAUAAAGACUGCCCCAGAAAGUAUGGACGCACCUAGUCUUCAAUUGUCUGGGCCUAAUCGAUGGUUCUUGUUUAGGGCUUCAUUUUGACUGUUUCUGCUUACAAUAUGAUCGAAAAUUCAAACGUUCUUUGCCACGAUAAACAUUGGAAUUUGAAAUGUUAACUUUUUUGGUCAUACCCCACUCUGUGUUAGUUAGAAGGUUUUUUCUUGUGCUCAAACACCUUCAUUAUUUGUUUAUCCAAACGAGGGUUAGCAGGAUCUUUAUUUUUUUCCCAAUUUUUGCCUAUGCUUAAACGUGUUAUCCCCACCGUGGUUGCUGAUUGCUGCUUGCACGAUUUUGUCACUUACUCCCACCAUAUUUUGAUCAUUUCCUAAGUGACCUUUCAAACUCUGUACUACGUUUGUGCACAUUUUUUCAAUGAUGUUCCGCUGAUAGUUCAUGUAUUUUGAAACACACUGUUGGAAUCGCAAAAACCGCUAUACAAGUGCUGAGAAAACAGGUUGACCAACAGUAUGUAACUUUCAAAAAGAACUAGUUAUCAAUAGUUUUGAAAUGGCAGUAAUUUCUAACUGCGUCCAUACUUUCUGGACCGGUCUUUAUAUAAAAAUGAGUUUGAAGUUCCUUUGAGGCAACAAAACUCACGAACGGAUGAACCGAUCAGCAUGACUCUUGCACGGUUCGGUUCGUAUUCCUGGUGGCUGUGUUUAUAUGUACAAAAAGUUACGAAAAUCAACUAGAAAAGUAACAAAAUUGAUAAAGUACUGAUUUCUCAUGAUCUGGGAAGGAAAUCAACACGAUCGAAAUGAAACCAAUCUAGAGUGCGGUGAUAUUUUGAGCUCAACAGUUGUCAAAACACCACAACCGGGCAAGACAAAGUUUGCCGGGCCAGCUAGUUGUAUAUAGAUGACAAACGUUCAAAGUUUCAUUCGACUCGGUGCACUGGUCCCGAAGAUAUGACAGCUCAAAAUUAGACCAUUAAAACAAUAGUGUUUUAAGAUAACGGUUCUAGCUUCGCGAGAGAUUAACCAACCAAGCACAAAUUUGUAUCAAUGAUAUACUGCCCAUGAUCGCAUAGUCGACGUAACCACCAUUGACAAUGUCAGCAUUUACAAGCUAAUAUCUAUCAAUUAUGCAUAAAUGUGACCAGUUUUAUUCAGUAGAGUACAAGAUCUAAUCACUAGCUACAGUAUGCGGCAGGAAAAAAUGCGAAAGUGUUUUUCAACUUCAAACCUCAUUUUCGUCCAUUUGACAUUAACCAAUCUAUGUUUCAACGUUCCAUGAUCUAUAAUAGGCUAGUUUCUGAAAAGUUAAUUAAAAAAUUUCCCAUUUUGGUCACUAACCUUUACAGGGCGGCGCCUGAAGAUGAAGACAACCAGAAUUUUCAAACCGCAGAAAAUCGCACAGGUCGCUAAAUUUCGCAUCUGAUAAAACAAUUUUUUUGAUUUUCUCUACAAUAUCAUCAAAUAUAUGUACUUAUUUCAUCUGCUAUGUGAAACUACAUGGCUCUGGAUCAAUGUGGUCUGGUUGUUCAUCGAAUUUGAGCUAAUUUUGUUACUGUUAUAGUCAUUUUGUUUAAUGACCAUUGGGCGCGCAGUUUAUUGAUAUCCGCUAAUUAGGCCUACAUUAUCACAUGUUAAACAUCAAAUGUGUUCAUUUUUAUUUUUCAGUGCUAGAAUAUAGACAUUGACUGAUACACUGUCAUGAAAAAAUAGUCAUAUAUAUCCCAUAUUUAGCGUGUAAUAGUGCCUUGAACUUUUCGCAUUUUUUCCUGCCGCACCCUGUAGAUGUCAAAGUGAAAAAAAUCUUAAACUUUCCAUUAUUUAUUGUUAAAAUUUUGAAAGUGUGUUGAAAACUACAGUGGCGCUUACGUCACUUAUGCGAUUAUGGGCAGUAUAAUAGGUUGACAAACAGUCAAAAUUGGAUAAUUUUUUAUGUAUUCUUUGAAAAGUUACAGCUAGUUGAACUUUUUUUGUGAGAGAUAAAAAAUGUUGCCUAUCCCAAAUAUUUUGACCACUCCUUGUGAAUAACUCCAAGAAUUUUUCCAGAAUAGUUUCGUGAGUUCUUUUUCUCGAUUUUUCUGUGGGUUCUUCACAAGAAUCUUUAAGAUUCACUCUAUAUUCGUCCAACAUUCCCUCUUAACCCAUAUCCGCCCAGCGUCCUAUUCAUGGGACAGUCCUUUUGACGUGAAUAUCUGCAGAAUUAGGCAAAAUUUUAAAAUACUGUCUUCUGUUCACCGCAUCCAUACCUUGUUCAUAGUAGACAAUAUAAUUUGAGACUGGUUUACUAGGUGGCUUGAACGAUGCUGCAACGAUUGCAUAUUGUCACGAUCUAUGUAUGAAUUCUAUUUCCAAUCCGAAAAAAAUCCCUAAAAUCUUGAAAAUGGUUAAUAAUCUCAAGAGAAAAAUUUUGUGUCUCCGACUGAUUCUGGGCCGCUGAAUCCGAAUCCGAGCUCAGAUUUGCUCCAGCAUGUCAUAAUUUUAGGCUAUACCUUUAUUUAUAGGGUAAAAUAUACGAUUUUGGGCUUUUCUUGACUGCAAGCCAUUAAGCAUGGAAAUAUUUGUUUUAAGCAAUCAAAAGAUUAAUUGGUCAAUUAUUUAACAUCAUAUAGUUAUCCAGAGUGGAUAACUGACA
Molecule: messenger RNA, 5114 nt
Organism: Aedes albopictus (Asian tiger mosquito)
Lineage: Eukaryota; Metazoa; Arthropoda; Insecta; Diptera; Culicidae
Product: polyserase-2
Exons: 6
Coding region: 78-1874 (598 amino acids)
Biological process (GO): proteolysis
Molecular function (GO): serine-type endopeptidase activity
Source: RefSeq, a predicted model, not a curated record